Molecule: messenger RNA, 2165 nt
Organism: Cottoperca gobio
Lineage: Eukaryota; Metazoa; Chordata; Actinopteri; Perciformes; Bovichtidae
Gene: rad18
Product: RAD18 E3 ubiquitin protein ligase
Exons: 13
Coding region: 153-1676 (507 amino acids)
Biological process (GO): DNA damage tolerance; protein monoubiquitination
Cellular component (GO): Rad6-Rad18 complex; nucleus
Molecular function (GO): single-stranded DNA binding; ubiquitin protein ligase activity
Source: RefSeq, a predicted model, not a curated record
UCCAACUCAGCGCAGCGGAAGUCGUCAUGUGACAAGAGAGGAGCCUUGCGUCAUCGAAAGCGGGACUUUGAUUUCUGACUUGAGAUUCUGAACACUGAAACAAAAAGUUGUGUUACUUUCUUAAAUAGCUGCUUUUUUUCUGUUCACUAGACAUGGCCCUUCAGAUUGAAGCGGAUUUACCAACUGGACUUGCAUGUCUGAAAAAUGUUGAUACCCUGCUUCGAUGUCCCAUUUGCUUCGACUUCCUCAAUAUUUCAAUGAUGACUAAAUGCUCCCACAACUUUUGCUCCUUGUGCAUCAGAAAAUUUCUUUGCUAUAAGUUGCAAUGUCCAGUUUGCAAUACACAAGCAGCAGAACAAGAUCUAAGAACAAACCGUUUAUUGGAUGACUUGGUUCUAAACUUUCAAGCUGCAAGGCAGCAGUUGUCAAAAGCAGAUUUUGACACUCCUCCAAUAUCACCAAAGACCCUAGCUUCGGCUGUCAAAUGCAAAACUCCCGGAGACCGGGGCCAGAAGUCUAACACUACUGUUUUGAGUCACUUUUUCCAAAAGAGGCCUAAAACAUCUCCCGUUAAAGAAACCCAGCGAGAGAGUUCUGUAGCUCGUCUUGUCCCACGGGGGAAAAUACAGACUGCACGAACUCACAAUGCAAAUAACGCUGACCUACAUUCGACAACUGCUCAACUUCCAGUGGUGGUGAAGGAAGAGCCGAUGGAUGUGGAGGACGCAUCCAUUCAGGGUUUGAUGUCAGUCAAACAGGAGGCUGGAGUCUCGCACAGUAUCAGCCCAGGGGUGGAGAUGGCGCACUCCUCGUCGCUAUCAAAAGACAUAAAGCCCGUAAUAAAAGUGGAGUGCCCUGUGUGCUCUGUAAGUGUGCCACAGCAGUUCAUCAACAAGCAUCUGGACACAUGUCUUACCAGAGGAGACAAGAAGGAAAGCUUAAGGAGCUCCCUUGGCAAUGCGAGGCGUCCAAUGACGAAGCUUGUGUACAACCUGCUUUCCAUGCAGGAGCUGAAGAGGAGGCUGAAGGAAUGCCACCUGUCAAUGCAGGGUUCUCGAGACCAGCUGAUCAAAAGACUCCAGGAGUUUGUCCAGAUAUACAAUGCCCAGUGUGAUUCCCUCAACCCUAAAUCAGCUGAAGAUAUUGCCAAAGAGUUGGAGGCCAAUGAGAAGAUCAGGAAUCAACUGCAAGCGAAAGCCAAACCUGUCAUGGUUUUUGCAAAGAAUCAGUCUGAGAAGGAGAUUGAUGCGAUGCAUUCGAAUUACAGGAAGCAGCACAGCAGUGACUUUUCACGCCUGAUUGCCCAGGUUCGGGGUCACCUAGCGACCACCAGGCAGACUCUUAUCAAACAGGAAGUCAUUAAGGAAGGAGAGGACGCACAGAAAACACCCUCUGCAGAUCAAGUUGCAGAAUCAAAAAGCUGCUCAGUAAUAAAGGUAGAAGACGGAGAAUCUGAUGAGGAGCCAACUGCGAGAUGGAUUGAAUUGUCAUCCAGCCCCACCUACAGUGAGGUGUCCAUCAGCAGUUCUAUUUCAGACAUCUUUGGUCCAGAUCCUGUCAGCACCCCCGAAGACACGGAGAGGACCUCAGGACAGAAGAGAGCGUCCUGCACGGGAGGAGACAACGCGGCGUCAUUGCUCGUCAGGGGAAAACGACGCCGGAAAACAGUGGUGUAAAACGUAUCGAUACCAAUAAACGACUGACUUUCAAGCUAAUCAAGAAGGAAUCUUUAUGCACUUUAUGAUCUUUCCUGUCCGGUAUUUCAUUUCAGAUUUCAUUUUUGAAGUCGAGCUGUUUACAUCAUGUGUCAUGGUAUUAUUAAAUAUUUUAACGUACUUUGUGGUCUUGUCAUCCAUGAUGAGCUGUGGCCUUCAGAAUAUCACCAGGUUGCUCCAGGACUAAGCUUCUCAAACACUGUUUAGUGCGGUAGGGAUUUAGUUUCUGUUUACAAAGUGGACACAUUUAGUCUUUUACUUGUUUAAAAAGUAGAUGUAGACAGUUGUCAACAUAGUUUCUACUUGUGUCCCGAUCAAUAUCUAGUUAUAUAUUGCUGCUUGUAACUGUAACCUACAUUAUGUUUUAUAUGUUUGUUUGUUUUUUCAUUACAUGUUCUAAGGUCAAGUGUAAUAUGCAGUUUAAUCUUAAAUAAAUCAGUGAACCCUGCA